Molecule: messenger RNA, 1974 nt
Organism: Vitrella brassicaformis
Lineage: Eukaryota; Vitrellaceae
Source: the annotation of a GenBank genome assembly
AUGAGUUACGCGCUGCCGACGAGGAGAAGAAGGAAGAAGCAAAUGAGGAGAUUCAGGCCGCCUAUGCUCAACUGAGUUGAGAUGUGACAGGUCAUCUUUGGAGUCGAGCGAGAGGCGUGCUGCACACAAUGAGCUACGAGUGGAGCAGCCUCGCCCUCUGCGGGAGCUUCGUCCUCUGUACAGCUGCGCUGUGGUUGCUGGUGGUGGUCAUCCGGGGUUUGAUGAUGCUUUUCUUGGACUCUGACCUUCGCACAGCGAUGGCAAGGAGCCACGAGACCUUUGAGGGGCGAGUUGUGUGGAUCACAGGUGAGGAACGAACCGCCACAAGAGAAUGGCACCUCCCCUGUGGCUCAAUGUGUGUUGAAUUUCAUUGAUCCAUUCAGGUGCGUCGAGCGGCAUUGGUCGGGCUAUGGCAACACAGCUGGCCAAGGCGGGAGCGCGGCUGAUCAUCUCAGGCCGCAAUGUCAGCGCCCUGAACGAGCUGCGGAGCCACCUGCUGACCCUGCAGCCGCGUGGGGCAGCACAGGAGGUCAUCCUCACCGGCAAGACCAUCGACGAGGCCGCCAAUGCCAACCCCACCCACGACCUCUCGCCCUCUUCCUACCAGUCGACCGCCGACACCGACAGCAAGCCGCCAUCGCCAUACGCCCGCAACGGCAGAGUCAGCACAGAGAGCUUCUCGUCUGUGGCGAGCGCUGACAGGCCUACGGAGCGGGUGGUGGUCCUGCCGUUUGAUCUGUCGUCCCUGGACACGCUGCCCGAGUUCAGCACCAGGGCAUUUGACACCUUCGGCCGCAUCGACAUGGUCUGCCUCAACGCUGGCGUCAGCCAGCGGUCGCUGGCCGAGCAGCUGCCCUUCUCGAGCGUGAGGCACAUGAUGAGUGUCGACUGCCUCUCGCCCAUCUGUAUCGUCAAGACGCUGUUGCCGCGGCUGCAGCAGCAGGGCGGGGCGAGGAUCCUCAUAUCCAACACCCUGCAGGCCAAGAUCGCCCUACCUGGGCGGUCCAGCUAUGGCGCGUCGAAAGCGGCCCUCAGAUCGUAGGACACACACACACACACACACACACGAACACUGCAGGGGAUUGAUGGGUGCGUGUGUGUAUCCGAUCAGUUGGUUUGACAGCCUGCGUGCCGAGCUAGAGGGUCAGAGGCUCGCCGACGGCAUCACUGACAAGGCCUCUCAGCUGCACGUCACCCAGUGCCUGUUGGGCUACGUCAACACGUCCCUCUCGCUCAACGCCAUCGGUGCAGGCGGCCAGCGGCACGCCGCUCACGACCCCACCACGUCAAAGGGCAUGAGUGCGGACCGGGCGGCGCAGCUGAUGCUGCGGGCGGCCGGGGCGCACGUCGAGGAGGCGUGGAUUGGCAAGAGGAAGGAGCUGUUGCAUCUAAAUCUGUGCCACUACGCCCCCGACUUGUUUGCAUGGGGGCUGCGGCGGCAGAAUCGGAAGAGGGUGCUCGAGCUGCGUGGGCACAAGAGGGAUUGACAAGGAUGGGCAGGGGGUGGGAGGGGGAUGGGGCGGUUGGUGGUGUUUUUGAGUCAGGUGAAGUGUACAGACAGACAGAUACACAGACAGAGGAUCCUUAUGGCUUUUUCUCCCUUCUUCUCCCUCCCUGGCUGGCUUUUUCAUCCGUCCACAGCCACCAGAUUAUCUCUCUCUACACUGUGCUGCACGUACCAAGUUUUGCCAUCCAUCCAUCCACUUGCUGACCGAUCACCCCAUGUAAUUCAUCUCAUCUCGACUUAUCAGGACGGCAUCAUGGUGUCCCGUGCCAAUUUUUGCGUCUCGUCUUGUGCUGUGGUGUAAUGGUACAUGGGUGCCAUACCAAUACACACAUACAUACAUUGUGCAGACAAAGGAGGGAGGGAUGAAGUGCAGUGACUGUGUGGGUGGAUGGAUGGAUGGGAUGGGUGGCCUCAUUGUGUGUGUGAGACGCAUACUCACUAACCUAAACAUCAUCGAAGACACGCCA